GGUUGCUUGACAACGCGCCCGCCAAUGACGGUGGUGUUUGUUUUGAAGCCAACUUUAAAAACAAUCUACCUUGCCAAUGUGGGCUAGUUUGGUAUUCAUGGUUAAGAACUAAGAACUACUUAGUUAGCUAACUAUAGCUAGAUAGAGACGGAUUUCACUUAUUUUUUUAGAUUGAACUAUUGUAGCCUUCUUGAAUUGGCAGGCAGGCUAAGCAAUGUAAUCCCUCACUCCACGUCGGACCCGAAAUCAAGUGAGUAGCCACACUAAAUUAACGCCGGCAUCCAGCAAUGACAUGUCCUAGCUAGUUAGCUACAAAAAUAUUUUGCAACGUUUCAUCAAAACCUAGCUAGCUACUAGUACUCAGCAGUUAACUAUAUAUACUGUAGUAGUUUUCUACCUCGCUAGCUAGGUAAACCAGCCAGGUCAACAACGUCAACGGAACAGAUUAGCGAACGUUAAUAGUAGUUUACAGAGUUGACUUUAGGCAAACGUUAAUCAAACUUUAGAUAACGCCAACUUAAUUUGCUAGCUAGUUAACGUUAUCUCGCUAAGUGUUUACAUGCGAGUGUGACUACGUUUUCAACUGAGCCUCCUGUGUAUUGAUCUCACUUGCAGCAUCUCAAUAAAAUGAUUAAAAUAUAUAGUUUGGUGUGUUGAUACUAACGUUAGGCUAUAACUGUAUACUCACACAAUGUCUGAUAUUGUCAACACUAAAAUGUUUGCUUCUUGUCAGUUGCCUGCUCUUAUUGGAUUCAAAUGUAUUUUGGGACGUAACGUCGGGAGUCUAUUGGCUGGACUCCCUAAUACAGACUCUCAAUGUUGUGUCCUAAAUCAUUGGUUGUGUCCCAAAGCUAAAUUCAGAUGGAGGCACAGUGAGUGGAUGUUGCUCUGUAACUCCCCUGUUUUGGUUAAAGCGUGACAUAGGGAAAACUUAAAUGGGAGUUAGUGUGAGUGCAGAUAAGAGACCUAUGCAGCCUGGUUAAAUGGAUAAGGACACCACAUAGCUACUGCCACUGUGGCUCGAUUUACCUUCUCCGUGCUAUCACAUGCAGCAGCGGUGUGUGGGUAAAAUCACUGAGGAAGCCAAGCCAGUAUAAAAGCGAUAUUACAACCUAUGUUGUGAUAAUUGUGUUUGCUCCCAUUUGAACAUACAUCACCGUGAUAAACAAUAAGGCAUGUAAAUAAGUCAGUGGUUGAAUAAAUUCAACAAAUAUGUUUGUUUUAUCACAAAACCGGCGAGCAACAUCUGUUCUGUGAAGUCCAAAGCAAAUAUUGUAUGUCACAAAUAGUUAUACAAUGAACAAAAAUAUAAACACAUGUAGUGUUGAUCCUCAUGAGCUGAAAUAAAAGAUCCCAGAAAUGUUGUAUAUGCAUAAAAAAAUUAUUUCUCAAAAUGUUUUGCUGAAAUUUGUUUACAACCCUGUUAGUGAGAAUUUCUACUUUGCCAAGAUAAUCCAUCCACCGGAGAGAUGUGGCAUGAUCAUUACACAGUUUCACCUUGUGCUGGGGACAAUUAAAGGCCACCCUAAAAUGUGCAGUUUUGUCAUACAACACAAUGCCACAGAAGUCUCAAGUUUUGAUGGAGUGUGCAAUUGGCCUGCUGACUGUAGGAAUGUCCACCAGAGCUGUUACCAGCUAAUUUAAUGUUCUCUACUAUAAGCUGCCUCAACAUCAUUUUAAGGAAUUUGGUACAGCCUCUGCUAUUGGGCUCCCGAGUGGCGCAGUGGUCUAAGGCACUGCAUCUCAGUGUACAUGGUUCGAAUCCAUGCAGUAUCACAUCCGGCCGUGAUUGGGAGUCCUUUAGGGCGGAGGACAAUUCGCCCGGCGUCGUCCAGGUUUGAAUGAAAUUGUACUAAAAAUAAUAAUAAUUUAGCACCAUUUCAACUUUAAACCUUUAAACAUGAUCAAAUCAACAAGGUUAUAUAUGCUUAGUUUAGUACACUGAAAACAAACUUUGAGACCAAAAACAAUUCAGUCCAUUGUUGCUAAAUAUCAUGUGGCUGUCCAUGGUACUGGUCUCUGUGUGUGUGCGUGCCUACUUGUAAACUAGUUGAACGCCAAUGCCAUCCUCUCAUGUUGGCAAGACGGUUUAUGGCUUUGUAAUACAGUACGAUUUUUGUAAUCAUAGGCUAGCUAAAAUGCUGGCUAGCCUAGGAUAUCAACACAAGUAGACCAGAAACUAAAAUUACGUUUUGCUGUGUAGAAUGUGAUUCAGCUUGUUGCACCAGGAAAGUCUUAGGAUCAUAUUAUAGUCAAAGGGAUCUGACCAAUGGAAGGAUCAUACUGAGGCCCACUUGAAUAAUGUAUCUGCAGUUGUCUAUUGUUAAAGCCUUUUUUUUCAAACUAUCUUAGCAUUUUGAAUUCCGUGACAUUGUUAAACCUUGCACACAUAACACAGGUGUGUGUGUGUGCCUAAAAGCCUCCCUCUGGCAUACAGUCACACACUAGCCCAGAGAUGGCCGCCUCGCAUCGCGCCGACAGAAACAAACAUCUCUCUGGUAAGAAGGGCGGGGGUGUAUGCCUUAUGAUUAACGAGACAUGGUGUGAUCAUAACAACAUACAGGAACUCAAGUCCUUUUGUUCACCUGACCUAGAAUUCCUCACAAUCAAAUGCCGACCGCAUUACCUACCAAGAGAAUUCUCUUCGAUUAUAAUCAGUCAUGUAUAUCCCCCCCAAGCAGACACAUCGACGGCCCUGAAAUAACUUAAUUUGACUAUAUGUAAACUGGAAACCACAUAUCCUGAGGCUGCAUUUAUUGUUGCUGGGGAUUUUAACAAGGCUUAUCUGAAAACGAGGCUCCCUAAAUUUUAUCAGCAUAUUGAAUGCGCAACCCCGGCUGGCAAAACCCUGGAUCAUUGUUAUUCUAACUUCCGCGACGCAUAUAAAGCCCUCCCCCCUUUUGGAAAAUCUGACCACGACUCCAUUUUGUUGCUCCCAGCCUAUAGACAAACUAAAACAGAAAGCGCUCGGGUCUGUUCAACGCUGGUCCGACCAAUCGGAUUCUACGCUUCAAAAUUGCUUCGAUCACGUGGACUGGGAUAUGUUCCGCAUAGCGUCGGACAAUAACAUUGAUGAAUACGCUAAUUCGGUGAGCGAGUUUAUUAGCAAGUGCAUCGGUGAUGUUGUACCCACAGCGUCUAUUAAAAUGUUCCCCAACCAGAAACCGUGGAUUGAUGGCAGCAUUCACAAAAAACUGAAAGCGUAAACCGCUGCUUUUAAUCAGGGCAAGGUGACUGGAAACAUGACCGAAUACAAACAGUGUAGCUAUUCCCUCCAAGGCAAUCAAACAAGCUAAGCGUCAGUAUAGAGACAAAGUAGAGUCGCAAUUCAACGGCUCAGACACGAGGUAUGUGGCAGGGUCUACAGUCAAUCACGGACUACAAAAGGAAAACCAGCCCCGUCGCAGACCACGAUAUUUCGCUCCCAGACAAACUAAACAACUUCUUUGCUCGCUUUGAGGACAAUACAGUGCCACUUACACGGCCCGCUACCAAAACCUGCGGGCUCUCCUUCACUGCAGCCAACGUAAGUAAAACACUUAAACGUGUUAACCCUCGCAAGGCUGCCGGCCCAGACGGCAUCCCCGGCCCAGACGGCAUCCCCAGCCGGGUCCUCAGAGCAUGCGCAGACCAGCUGGCUGGUGUGUUUACGGACAUAUUCAAUCAAUCCUUAUCCCAGUCUGCUGUUCCCACAUGCUUCAAGAGGGCCACCAUUGUUCCUGUUCCCAAGAAAGCGAAGGUAACUGAGCUAAAUUACUAUCGCCCCGUAGCACUCACUUCCGUCAUUAUGAAGUGCUUUUAGAGACUAGUCAAGGACCAUAUCACCUCCACCCUACCUGACACCCUAGACCUACUCCAAUUUGCUUACUGCCCUAAUAGGUCCACAGACGACACAAUCGCAAUCACACUGCCCUAACCCAUCUGGACAAGAGGAAUACCUAUGUAAGAAUGCUAUUCAUCGACUACCGCUCAGCAUUUAACACCAUAAUACCUUCCAAACUAAUUAUUAAGCUAAAGACCCUGGGUCUUGACCACGCCCAGUGCAACUGCGUCCUGGACUUCCUGAUGGGCCGCCCCCAGGUGGUGAGGGUAGGUAACAACAUCUCCACCCCACUGAUCCUCAACACUGGGGCCCCACAAGGGUGCAUUCUCAGCCCUCAUGUACUCCCUGUUCACCCAUGACUGCGUAUCCACGCACGCCUCCAACUCAAUCAUCAAGUUUGCAGAAGACACUACAGUGGUAGGCUUGAUUACCAACAAUGAUGAGAUGGCCUACAGGGAGGAGGUGAGGGACCUCGGAGUGUGGUGUCAGGAAAAUAACCUCACACUCAAUGUCAACAAAACAAAGGAGAUGAUUGUGGAGGAGGAAACAGCAGAGGGAGCACCCCCCUAUCCACAUCGACGGGACAGUAGUGGAGAAGUUAAGUUCCUCGGCGUACACAUCACAGACAAACUGAAAUGGUCCACAGCGUGGUGAAGAAGGCGCAGCAGCGCCUCAUCAACUUCAGGAGGCUGAAGACAUUUGGCUUGUCACCAAAAACACUCACAAAUUUUUAUGGAUGCACAAUCGAGAGCAUCCCGUCGGGCUGUAUCACCGCCUGGUAUGGCAACUGCUCCGCCCACAACCGUAAGGCUCUCCAGAGGGUAGUGAGGUCUGCACAACGCAUCACUGGGGGCAAACUACCUGCCCUCCAGGACACCUAUACCACCCGAUGUCACAGGAAGGCCAAAAAGAUCAUCAGAGACAACAACCACCCGAGCAAUAUUUCACCGUUUGAUCAUUUCACUUUUAUAUUGUCUUAUAUAUAAGACAAUAUAAAUAGCCUGUUCACCCCGCUAUCAUCCAGAAGGCGAGGUCAGUACAGGUGCAUCAAAGCAGGGACCGAGAGACUGAAAAACAGCUUCUAUCUCAAGGCCAUCAGACUGUUAAACAGCCAUCACUAACAUUGAGUGGCUGCUGCCAACAUACUGACUCAUCUCUAGCCACUUUAAUAAUGAAAAAAUGUAUGUAAUAAAUGUAUCAUUAGCCACUUUAAACAAUGCCACUUUAUAUAAUGUUUACAUACCCUACAUUACUCAUCUCAUAUGUAUAUACUGUACUCUAUACCAUCUACUGCAUCUUGCCUAUGCUGUUUGGCCGUUGCUCAUUCAUAUAUUUUUAUGUACAUAUUCUUAUUCAUUCCUUUACGUGUGUGUGUGUAUAUAAGGUAGUUGUUGUGAAAUUGUUAGAUUACUUGUUAGAUAUUACUGCAUGGUCGGAACUAGAAGCACAAGCAUUUCGCUACACUCGCAUUAACAUCUGCUAACCAUGUGUAUGUGAAGAAUAACAUUUGAUUGAGUUAACAUGCAAACCCUCUUUACUCAAGCUCAAAGUAUCACUCUACUACAGUCCAGUGUAACAGCCAAGGCCUGAAAGCCUGUCCCAUGCUGGCACGUCACACAGAUGACAGUUAAUCCUGCAUGGUGUUGAAGAAUCGACCCAGAUUAUCCUGCAUUAGACGCUUAUAUCACUGGCUUGCUGCUUGAUGCUCUAUUUCAGGAUUCUGUUCCAGUGAGGGAUGCCUCCAGUUGGUCUCUCUCAGAUCAUCUCCCUACUAUCUUGACGCUGUGUUGGCAUGGAAGACUGGUGGACUACAGCAACUAUAGAGCCAUCAAUAGAAAACCAUGAGCUCUCCGGCAUAGCAAGAAUGACGAUGUCCCCCUCGUGGCAUCAUAACAACCUUCCUACAAUGCACUCCUCCACCAUGCCACUGUCCAAGAGUUCCUACAAUGUGUUAAGUGCCUUCUGCACUGAGGACAAUGUUCCCCGGUGUAUCUCUUACAUCAAUCAGGAGAUGGACUCUCUGGGGUUCUCCUCUGCAUGUAUUGAGGCCAGCUCACCAGAGGUAAGCGGGGGACUGAACACUGUGCCAGCCCUGAACGGCAUGUAUGAGCUGCUCCAGAUGCAGCGCCGCAGCCAACGCAGCCGGCAGGAGCAGGAAGCGGAGAGUCUUAAGAGCUCCAGCGCCCUGGAACACCUGCAGAUAACCAACUCCAGACUCAAGGAUCAGCUGGAGCUCUCUAAAAGAGAGACGUCGGGACUGCACGAGGCAGAGAGGCAGCUGCAACUCAAAAUCAAGACUCUGCAGAACUGCCUUAAAACUGAAAAAGAUGAGGAGCAGAAGCUCCAGAGCAUCAUCGCCAGCCGAGCCUCUCAGUACAGCCAUGAUGCCAAGAGGAAGGAGAGGGAGAGCACCAAACUCAAAGAACGCCUCAACCAGCUACUGAUGGAAAAGAGGGAUAAGAAACUCGCGAUUGACGUAUUGAACUACUUGGGACGGGCUGAUGGGAAGAGAAGCCAAUGGAAGACUGGAAAGGUUGAGGCCAGACAUGAGGGGGAGAUGUACAAGUCCCUGCUGAGUGACUAUGAGGUUCGUCAUAGAGCCCUGAUGCUGGAGAACGUUGAGCUGAAGAAGGUGCUGCAGCAGAUGAAGCGGGAGAUGGUGUCUAUUCUGAGUCCUAGUCCUAGGAAACCAUGCUCCAGCUUCAGAGACCAUGUGGAAGACAGCCUAGAACUGAGUACCAGAAGUCCCCUACGUGACAGUACAGCCAGCUCAGACAGGGAUAAGGAGGUUGGCGACUGCAGUAGAGAGACCCUGGACCAGUCAUGUGACCACGCCAGGGAACAAUCCUGUGAGCACGCCCGGGAGCAGCUGACCAAUAGCAUCCGGCAGCAAUGGAGGAGACUGAAGAGCCACAUGGAGAGACUGGACAGCCAGGCCUCCCUGGUGCAGCAGAGCCAGCAGCGUGCUGGUAAAGAGCUGGUCCCUAGACAGAUCCAUGAGGAGGAGAUGGGGAGGAUGAGACUGGAGGUCCAGCAGUGUAAAGAUUUCAUCCAGACCCAGCAGCAGCUCCUACAGCAGCAGUUAAACUGCCCCUGCUAUGAUGAUGAGACUGCUGCUCUUCUGAAUGACUGCUACACUCUGGAGGAUAAGGAGCGUCUCAAAGAGGAGUGGAGGCUCUUUGACGAGCAAAGGCGGAACUUUGAGAGGGAGCGAGAGAACUUCACUGAAGCUGCCAUUCGCCUCGGACAUGAGAAAAAGGCUUUCGAGGAAGACCGUGCCUCGUGGCUCAAGAAUCAGUUCUUGAACAUUACUCCAUUUGUGGACCGAAAAAUACAUUCUGCAUCAGAAACUCAACAUGCCUUAUCAACUAGUAGUGAGCCCGAUAUGAGGAUCCCCUCCACUCCAGCCAGGCUGACCAAAUCCCGGACGUACGCUGCGUUCUCCACUCCUAAAGCUGUCGCUGGCAUGCCCUCCACAGCUGAGCUCUACCACACACUACGCCUCAUACCAGACAGCAGCAGGUUCUCAAUCCCAGCUCGCUAUUGUCAUACUCUUCCAGAGGCAGUUCAAAGCGAGGGAGCUGGCAGGAGUCCAACACCAUCCAUAGUAGAGAAGAUUCUCGGGUCAGGUCCAGGGACCGAUACGGAGGUGGAGACUGCUGCAGUAUCUUCUCGCUAGGGUUAGAGGAAAACAGCCUCACCUGAAUACACACUCCAGUGACACUUAUAUUACUGUGGACUCAACAGACCACCCAGAUGGCAGUCCAUGGCCGUGUUCAUUAGGCACCAAACAGAAGAAAAUGUAAUGUAACGGAAGGGCUACCUGGAUUUGUUCAAUAUGUCACACUCAUUUUUGUUUUCUGUUGUGUGCCCUAAUGAACAUGACCCAUGUUUCAACACCACCACUGUCUCAGGAUGAACAGUGGUACAUCGUUGUUCACCGAAACUCGAUUGAAUCAGAGAGAACUUUAAUGAACAUGUAGAUUUCUUUUGUUUUUCUUUAUUUUAGAUUUAGAUUUUUACUGAGUAAAGCAUCUCCAAGUCUAAGUGUUCGUGAAGGGGCAGCCAAAUCUUAAUUUGGGUAAAUCAGGGUUCUGCUUACACCAAUUCGGUGCCUUUUUAGAUAAGUAACUUGGUCAACAAAUUUGUCACAAUUUUAACAUUCUAUCAUAAAUGGCACAUGUUCAACUUUUUUUUUUUUUUAACACGUUUUCCCAUCAAGAGGUGUUAAAUCUACAAAUGAUUAUAGUAAGUGCUUAUUAAGUGCCAAAUAUAGUAACAGGGUUGACGAUGUCAUCCUAUAUCAGCCAUAAAUGUCCUUGUGACAGGGGGAAUGGAAGUUCGUGGUGUGCAACAGGGAGUGGCAAUUGAAUGCAAGCUUCACCUUUUUUUGUAUUGUUAAAACAUUUUCUAGCCUGUGUCUAUGCAUAACAGGGUUGACUUGUUAUGCUCGACCUGCUCAGUUUCACUACAAAACACCAGAAAAUGGCCAAAAAGAAUAGAACCAGCUCACCUGCUUUUACAGUAUGAUUUUACUAUUAGAUGUUCAAUGUUUCUUUAGAAUAAAAAAUGAUUAGUUAAACUAUUAAAACAAGAGGUCAGUUCAUGUAACAGGGUUGACCUUAAAAUGAGGGAUAGACAAAUGAAUCACUAAUCCGUUAAAUAAAUAAUCUUCAGAAAUGGCUGUCAAAGCAACAAUAACUAGGGCCUUACAAUGAUGGUGAAAACUUGGAGAAAUGUUGGUUAAAAUCUUCCUAGAAGUCACUGAGGGUGCAUGGAGGGACAUGUCAAAAUGCUGAAUUUUGGCACUUUAGCAAGUCUUUACUCAUUAAAAAUAGGAAUUAUUUUAUUCUCCAUGAAAGGGAACUUCAUUUAAUAUAACAGACUUCUAAAAUACAAUACUGGUGCACAAUUUACUCAAACAGAAAAUCCACUCAAUCUAUCUUUCUUUCUGUAUUUUGUGAUUAGUCACCUGUUUUAUAUGGUUCCAAAAAAUCAAGUUUUCAAGAUAUUGGACAUUCAAGAGAUGCGAAAGGCACACUUUUUGUGGAACGAACCACAUAUUUUCCAAUUUGCGAGAAGCUAUCAAUAGGCUACUGCCUAGUCCUGAAUGUUUACACAUGGUUUUCACUCCAGAUCAUUAAUAUUAUUUUAAUGAACUUUAUUCUAAAUGUUUAAUGUUAAGUGAUAUGCUGCUCUGAAAUUGCAAUAAAUGUAUUUAUUUUUAACUGA
Molecule: messenger RNA, 9055 nt
Organism: Salvelinus fontinalis (brook trout)
Lineage: Eukaryota; Metazoa; Chordata; Actinopteri; Salmoniformes; Salmonidae
Product: afadin- and alpha-actinin-binding protein-like
Exons: 13
Coding region: 5616-7502 (628 amino acids)
Source: RefSeq, a predicted model, not a curated record